This is a messenger RNA of Etheostoma spectabile (orangethroat darter), 4488 nucleotides long. It is a transcript of the gene npffr1l2, whose product is annotated as neuropeptide FF receptor 1 like 2. Gene Ontology annotation, molecular function: neuropeptide receptor activity; peptide binding. Gene Ontology annotation, biological process: G protein-coupled receptor signaling pathway; cellular response to hormone stimulus. Gene Ontology annotation, cellular component: plasma membrane. The transcript is spliced from 4 exons. The record is from RefSeq and is a predicted model, not a curated record. The coding region runs from base 213 to 1655 and encodes 480 amino acids. Lineage: Eukaryota; Metazoa; Chordata; Actinopteri; Perciformes; Percidae.
GUGUGUCUGUGUGUGUGUGUGUGUGUGUGUGUGUGUGUGGCUCGGUGUUUCCUGGAUGAAAUCUCGACAUUAUGACGUUUAACUCUAUUAUAGCCGCUAUUGUUGAGCCUGGAGGUGGGAACGGUGGACUCGUCAGACCGAGGACGACGCGGGACACCGGGCGUUUUUAGUCCGAGCAUCGGGACCAGGACCCCGGAGUCUUCAUCCCAGAGAUGGAGGGACUGACCGAGAUGGGCGAGGAAGGGGUUGAGUUGGCGGGAUCAGCCACCACAGCAGCUGUUAUGAACACCAGCCUAGAUGGUGCUUCAAACACCACCAACAUUACCUUUUUCCCCUACUAUCAGCACUCUCUGUAUGUGGCUGCCAGCUACAUCCUGGCCUACUUCCUCAUAUUCCUGCUGUGUAUAAUAGGGAACACCCUGGUUUGCCUGAUCGUACUGGCAAACCAUCGCAUGCGCACAGUCACCAACCUCUUCAUCCUCAACUUGGCCAUCAGUGACCUGCUGGUGGGCAUCUUCUGCAUCCCUACAACACUGGUGGACCACCUCAUCACAGGUUGGCCCUUUCCCAACGCUGUGUGCAAGAUGAGCGGCUUGGUGCAGGGCAUGUCUGUUUCUGCAUCAGUCUUCACCCUGGCGGCCAUAGCUGUUGAAAGGUUUCGCUGCAUAGUGUACCCUCUCCAAGCCAAGCCGACUGUGCUUGUUGCCAAGGCAGCCAUCGUGUUGAUCUGGUUGCUAGCCGCGGGGAUCAUGUGUCCUGCUGCCGUGGCCCUGACUGUGGAGGAAGUUCCUUUCCACUACAUGGUGUACAAUGAGGACUUCAACCACACCUCCCCCCUGUACACCUGCUACGAAAACUUCGCCAACCCUCAGAUGAGAAAGGUCUACACUGCGGUUCUGUUUGCUCACAUCUACCUGGUGCCGCUCACUGUCAUCACAGUGAUGUACGGAAGCAUCGGGGGCAAACUGUGUUCUUCUGUGGUGGUGAACACAGAGCCAACGCUGGCCCGAGUCCGGGCUGGGGGCCGAAGGGCUGGUCAGCCAAUGAUUUCCCCCAAAAAGAUCAAGGUGAUAAAGAUGCUCAUCCUGGUGGCUUUGCUCUUCAUGCUGUCCUGGUUGCCACUGUGGACCCUGAUGAUGAUGGCUGACUACGCAGGCUUUGACAGAGACCAGCUGGACCUUCUGACCAGCUACAUCUUUCCCUUUGCUCACUGGCUUGCUUUCUCCAACUCCAGCGUCAACCCCAUCAUCUACGGCUACUACAAUGAGAACUUUAGGAGGGGCUUCCAGGCGGUGUGCAAGUCCAGGCCUUUUUGUUGCCUCAUUCAGUGCCAGCUGUGGAGGAGGGCCAAGUGGAGCAGGAAAGACAGGUCCAUGCAAGCACCUGGGGAAGGUACUGACUUCAGAGAUGCCGCUAACAAUCACAGCCAUCUUGUCUUGGGGAUGAGACAUCGAGUCCAUAGCGACAACAAGUUGCAGGAAACAGCAGAGGUGAAUAGGAGUGUAAAGGUGGGGUGUGUGGUGGUCCACCCAGAGAGAAGUCCCUCAGAUCGAGCGUUAGAAAUGACAGCUGUACAUAAGAAGGACCCUAAUGUUGAGGAUUCAGAGAGGGCCAGUUCCCUGGCUCCUUCAGUGUAUCAGGCGUGGGAGAACUAGCAGUGUUACCCAGAAAUGAUCCAAACAAAGGCUUGGUCUGGUGCUUAUGGUCCAAGGGAAGAAUCCAUUAUCAUCACCUGAUGUUGCAUGUGUAAUGUGGUUCCUGUUUUCAAUUAUGGUGACUAGGGAUUGUUACUGGUUCUUCAACUAGCUGCAUAACUGGAGGAGAGAAAAACAAAUCAAACAUCCCUUUUAAUGCGUGUUUGCUUAACAGGAAAUGUUGCCCGUGUGACGGGGGGGUGGCAGGUAAUGAAGAGCGGACGGAUGCCAGUACUGUCGCCUUGUUUCUGAACAAAUGUUGACAGCUUUGUGGUAUAUAAGAGCAUAAAAGAGGAUCUCGUGGAUGUCCAUAUUAUAAUAAGGGUUUGUGUUGACUGGUCAUAUGUGGUUGUUAUUUGGCAAGUAAGUUAUGGUGUAUCUCAGGGGAUGUUACAGAGUAAUCCAGGAGUUAUGUACUAGUAGUGUAACUAGUUACUUUCAGCAGUGAGUAAUGUAGAAAGUAAAGCAUAACUUAAAUAACCAGUAAUAUGUAAUCCAUUCCUUUUUUAAGUAACUUCCCCCACACGGCUAGGGAUGGAAGGAUGCAUCGGGAAUCGUUUGAAAUCGAAAUGUGUAAAGAUCACAAGAUCAAAAAUGAGAUAAAAAAUGGAUGCAAAGGGCCAAGGGCGUAAACAAUAAUGAAGAAAAUCUACCUCCACAACUUGGCAGAUGUACAAAGGUCAGUGUCAGCUCUCCUAGGUUAUUACACAUUAUAAAGUACCAUAAACUACAACCUUUAGUUUCCAUUAGUGUACACAAUAAAUAACACCUGGCUUAUCAGAAUAAUGGACAACCAUGACACCUUUAAGUGGAAAAAAAUAAGUAAGCAAUCAUUUAUUUUAACCCAUCCAUCCACCCAUCCAUCCAUCUUCCAUCCAGCUUAUCCGGGGUCGGGUCGCGGGGGCACGAGGCCUCCUCCCAGCUGGACAUGCCUGGACCACCUCCCUAGAGAACCCCCCAGGAGGCAUCCUUACCAGACGCCCGAACCACCUCAACUGGCUCCUUUUAAUGUGAAGGAGCAGCGGCUCUACUCCGACCCCCCCACGGAUGGCUGAGCUACUCACCCCAUCUCAAAGGGAGACGCCGGCCCCCCUGCUGAGUGUUUGAUGCUUGAUGCGAGCCAGCAUCAUUACCAACAUCCGAGUACUCUCUUUGUCCCUGGUCUUUUUAUAUAAGAAUAAAGUGCAUCGGCGGGACUGGGAAUGGGUUUUUCUGUGAUAUUUAAAAUGAUUACUUUCCAGGAAAAUAACAUCACUCUUUUUUCAAGAAACCUAGAAUUUAUUUGUCAUUAAGGUAAUUGCAUUUUCAAAGAAGCAAUUUUCAGCCCCCUCACUCUCAUUGUCAUCUCUCCAAUUACAGUGUAGGUCCUCCUGAGCAUGUGUGUGUAUUUGUGAGUCUAAAUGUGAAUUUCCCCUUGCAAGAUUAAUAAACGUAUGUCUUUUUCUUCCUUGUAAAAGGACUACUAGCGACUCAGCUUACUGAGAUAGCUCUCUUUUGCUCUGCAAGGACAAUAAAAAAAUGUGUGGUAGAAUUAUCUUGAGCAUGAGACUGCAAACUGUUCCAAACUGGAGGUCUGGGCUUUGAAGAAGAGCCAUUUAGGAGGCAGGGGAGGUCUGAUGAAAAAGGCUUUCCAUGUGCAUUUUGGGAAGUGUGUAUUGUCACUUGUUUCUGAUUGCAUACAUUACAAAUUAGAUUUUCUGAAUAGAUCAGUUGUUUAUGAUUAAAAGUGGGACAUAGGCAGUAGUUCUGGACGAGAUCCCCGUGGCUACGGGCUCUGCUGUCGGCUUACAGACGGAAAGCUUAACACUUGUCAGUCAUAUCUCAAUGAAGAGAUCCCAUUACAAAAAACGUUGUGGUUCACACAGCGACGUCACAUCUUCCCUUCAGAGCCAUCACUUCAUUAUAGCACUUUUACAAAUUAUACAAAACUAGUAUGUGUCAUUCACACAACAAACCUUUCUGAAUGUUGUCUUGCUUUCUGUGUUAAUCUCCUAACUCCAAAGACGUCAUGUUAUCUUAAAGGAAAUUUAUUAUGUCUUUAUUAUCUAAAUCUUUUGUGUUGCUUGCUCUGUGUGUUAAGGUGUGUUUCGUUACGGCCCUGGUGUGGUGUAACUCCAAUGUGUCCUGCGUUGGUGUUGGCAGUGUGUGCAGCCGUGUUAUUGGAUUUUAGCUUUGAGAACAUCCCAAUCCCUAGUCUAUGUAUGAUUCUUAUUUUACAUAAACAACCAUCAUAAUGUAUGCAGGAAGGGAGAGUGCUUUUAAUCCUAAAUCUUUACCAGCAUUUUCAUUUUCAUUUGUAUUGGAUAUGUGAAGUAUGCCAGCAUAGGUGUGUUACAGGAGAUUGUGAUUUUGUGAUUACUGUUGAAUUCAUUUGAAUGUGUUAUUAUUAGUUCUUUUAGUGAACUGAUGCUGCACACGACUGGAUGUUUGUGGCUUGCAGUAAAAAACCUUGACUCAGUGUAUACAGUGUUUCUUUGUGCUUGCUCUUUAUACUGUAGCUCUGUUUCUAUGUACUGUAUGUACUUUGAGUGAUGUUUUCUUUUUUUCUAUUAUAGAUAUUUUUUAUUGUGAAGCCGCUUUUUACAUUUUUUUUCUCUUGACCUCAAAGCAGCUAGGAGCCUUUAGCUUUAGUGAUGAAAGACAAUGAGCAGGCUUGUCUUUUGACAUCUUACUUGCUUACUUACUUAAAUGUUAAAGUGUUUUGUUUUCUAAAAUGUUCUGUUUUCUGAAAUACUUUUAUGUUUUGACCUUCAAGGCCACCGUACAUUUAAGACCACUGUUUCAGGGGAUCUUC